AUGGACAGCUCCGACCUGUUCUCGUCGUCGCCCGUCGAGGAACCAGCCUACUUCGGCCGCGACGAGCGACCCAAGACUCCCAAGACGCCGACAGCCAAGACGCCGCAACGGACGCCGCCUACGCAACAGCAGCAGCAGCAGCAGCAGCAGACACAUCCUUUCGAUGCUGAGGAGGCCCGCGAUGCCACUCUACAGCGCGAGCUCGAGGGGGUGCGCCAGAUCAACAAGGUCAUCGAGGGCGUGAUUGGCACAUUGGAGCAGUCACGGGGAAACAUGAGUACCGUCGCACAAACCGUCGGCAACGCAUCGGCACUGCUCAACACCUGGACACGCCUGUUGUCGCAGACGGAACACAACCAGCGCCUAUUGUUAGACCCACAAUGGCAGGGUGCGACACAAGACCUCCGUGCCCUCGAGGCCGAGGCCCUGCAGCGUCAACAAGAGGCCGAGCGGCGCGCCGCCGAAGCACAGCGAAAACGCGACGAGGCGAAGCGCAAGGCCGAGGAGGAGGAGGAGCGGCGGCGGCUGGCAGCGCCCUCAGCAUCGUCCGCAUCAAGAGGAACCUCAUCGAGGGGAAGGGGCUUACGAGGUGGUGUGCGCGUUGGCAAUAGAGGCGUCGGGCGGACAACAUACGGGAUAUCCACACGGGGCGUGGGCAGCCGGACUGGCAGCUCUGCGACGGGAACGGGCAGCACAACCACCUUCAGUGGCCUGACCCGAAGCAACAGCACAAGCGCGAGCAGCAACGCACGCAGUGGGUCGAACAUUGGCCGUGGCAUACCAAGAGGAACACGAGCCAGCGGGCACGGUGUACGAUGA
This is a messenger RNA of Sporothrix schenckii 1099-18, 819 nucleotides long. Its product is annotated as DASH complex subunit Duo1. The transcript is spliced from 2 exons. The record is from RefSeq and is a predicted model, not a curated record. Bases 1 to 819 code for a protein of 272 amino acids. Lineage: Eukaryota; Fungi; Ascomycota; Sordariomycetes; Ophiostomatales; Ophiostomataceae. Gene Ontology annotation, biological process: mitotic cell cycle. Gene Ontology annotation, cellular component: mitotic spindle; DASH complex.